Lactuca saligna is the source of this 3464-nucleotide messenger RNA. The record is from the annotation of a GenBank genome assembly. Lineage: Eukaryota; Viridiplantae; Streptophyta; Magnoliopsida; Asterales; Asteraceae.
GUUGGGUUUGUUUUCUCUUGAACAGAGGCAGGACGAAGUGUUUAUUUAUAUGCUCACUCGCCAUUGACCACAAAUUAUCUCUCUCAUUAAUAUUCAUACUUUCUUGCCUAAACGACUUCCUUUUUCUCUCCCAAUCCCCUCUGCCUUCUUCUCUUCGUGUUGUUCUUUGAAUCGAUUUGGCUACAUUUCCAAUUUCAUGUAAACUGAAGGUUACGUAAGCGCAUGUUCUUCUGCUGAACUUUCUGGUUUGAUUCUCUUUUGUGAUUAUAAUGUAACAGCAAAUCGAUUUCUACUCUUUCGGAUCGUUCUCUCUGUUUAGCUAAUGCCCAUUUGCUCUACUCUCGUCUGAAUCUUAGUUUUCAUAUUUUAGCCAUGAAUUCUCGUUAGUUUCACACAAGAAUCAAACUUUCUCUGUUUUUAGAGAUACCCAUUCGCUUGAAUUAAUACAGAAUUCUUGUUUUAGUAAAUGGGAACUCGUUAGAGUUUUGAUCUUUUCUCUGGCUUCCAUUUUCUCACCUUGAAACUUGUCUCUUUCUUCAACGUUCGUAACAUGUAACUGUUCUUGUUAUUUCCACUGCAUUCCAACUGUUUGAUGAAAUUCCUUUCUUUUUUCUUGAUCAAACAAGUAUAUUAAGAUGAUGGAUCUACUUUUUGAUCAAGUCAACCGUUAGUCGAGCGAUCUCUAUAGAUGGGGGAGUGCUUUGCUAUUUCGUUAAUCUAUCAACUCAUUGACUACCAAUGAAUUCACUCCGUUAAUAUCCGUAACACUUAUUCUAUUUCACAUUCAUUACUUGAUUCUUUGAUCAUUCAAACAAUAUACACUCACUGAUUCUUUACUGACCCCCCUAAGAUGUAACAGCAAUUAGCAAUUGCACAUAUUACAACUUUCAUCGAUUUCACGGGGGUCAUCACUCAUCACAUAACAACAACACACACAGAUGACUAAAUUUAAAUAUUCCGAUCAUCACACUUUUAGUGACGAAGCAAAAUCCCUUGUAUUUCUGCCCAUUUAUACACAUAUCUUCUGUAUGCACGUUUAAAUCGGGUGUGUUCUUAGCCUCUCAAGCCUUUUCUUUCUUCGAUAAAGAAGAAAAACCCAUCACAUAACUAAAUAAAACCAAAAUAUUGUAACUUUAUGGAAGAAACAUUUGUUCCUUUCCGUGGAAUCAGUAACGAUCUCAAAGGACGAUUGCUCUGCUACAAACAAGACUGGACAGGUGGCAUCCGAGCUGGUAUCAGGAUUUUGGCUCCAACAACAUAUAUAUUCUUCGCUUCAGCAAUUCCAGUUAUAUCUUUUGGGGAGCAGUUAGAAAGGGAUACUGAGGGAAGCCUAACAGCUGUGCAAACUUUAGCGUCAACAGCAUUAUGUGGCAUCAUUCACUCGAUAGUUGGAGGGCAACCACUUCUUAUAUUAGGUGUUGCUGAGCCAACUGUGUUAAUGUACACUUUUAUGUUCAAGUUUGCUAAAGACCAAAAAGACCUUGGAAAGCCUCUUUUCUUAGCAUGGACUGCAUGGGUGUGUGUGUGGACGGCUUUUCUGUUGGUUUUGCUGUCGAUUCUUGGUGCGUGUUCUAUUAUCAAUAGAUUCACAAGAAUCGCUGGUGAAUUGUUUGGUCUUCUAAUUGCAAUGCUUUUUAUGCAACAAGCUAUUAAAGGAGUUGUGGAGGAAUUUGGCAUACCAAAAAGUCAAAACCCCAGUCAACUCGCAUUUCAACCUUCAUGGCGUUUUGGAAACGGAAUGUUUGCAUUGGUUUUGUCUUUUGGCCUUCUUUUAACGUCUUUAAAAAGCCGUAAAGCAAGGUCAUGGCGCUACGGGACGGGAUGGCUGAGGGGAUUCAUUGCGGAUUAUGGAGUCCCUCUUAUGGUGGUUAUUUGGACAGGUGUCUCGUACAUACCAACUAAGAAUGUUCCGGAAGGAAUACCAAGGCGACUUUAUAGUCCAAAUCCAUGGUCUCAUGGUGCUUAUACAAAUUGGACUGUUGCAAAGGAUAUGUUGAAUGUUCCUCUUGUUUAUAUCAUUGGAGCUGUUGUUCCAGCUACCAUGAUUGCAGUUCUCUACUAUUUUGAUCACAGUGUUGCAUCUCAACUUGCACAACAAAAAGAGUUUAAUCUAAAGAAGCCACCUUCAUAUCAUUAUGACCUUCUUCUUUUAGGCUUUUUGACAUUAUUAUGUGGGCUAAUUGGCAUUCCUCCAGCCAAUGGAGUUAUUCCACAAUCUCCAAUGCACACAAAGAGCUUAGCCACACUAAAACAUCAGCUUCUACGAAAUAAACUUGUAUCCACAGCUCGAAGAAGCAUACGCCAAAAUACAAACCUGGGUGAAUUAUACCGAAAUAUGCAACAAGCAUACAACGAAAUGCAAACUCCACUCGUAUAUCAGAAUCCAUCAACUCUGGGGCUCAAAGAGCUAAAAGAAUCGACAAUACAACAAGCGUCUACUAGUGGUUACAUCGACGCAGCUGUUGAUGAAACUGUGUUUGAUGUGAAUAAAGAUGUCGAUGAUUUAUUGUACGUUGAAGUGAAGGAGCAACGCCUGAGCAAUCUGCUACAAGCGGUGAUGGUUGGCGGUUGUCUGGCUGCGAUGCCGGUUCUUAAAAAGAUUCCGACUUCGGUUCUUUGGGGUUACUUUGCUUUCAUGGCGAUUGAAAGCUUACCUGGUAAUCAAUUUUGGGAACGAAUCUUAUUACUCUUCACUGCUCCAAGUCGAAGAUACAAGGUGUUGGAAGAAAAUCAUGCGAGUUUUGUUGAAAGUGUUCCAUUCAAAACAGUUGCUUGGUUUACAUUGUUUCAAACGGUUUACUUGUUGGCUUGUUUUGGCAUAACAUGGAUUCCAAUUGCGAGUGUUCUUUUCCCACUCUUGAUCAUGCUUCUUGUUCCUGCAAGACAAUAUUUGCUUCCAAAACUUUUCAAAAGCGCACAUCUUCAAGAUUUGGAUGCUGCUGAAUAUGAAGAAGCCCCUCCCACCACCUACAAUAUGGCAUUUCGUGAUGAUGAUGAUGCUCAAUCAAGAACAUCCCAAAUGGAUAGUGCGCAGGUUCUUGAUGGAAUCAUGACAAGAAGCAGAGGAGAGAUCCGUCAUUCCAACAGUCCAAAAAUAACAAGUUCGACUCAAACUCCUCAACAAAUGCAGCCUGCUUAUAGUCCACGUCAGCAGACUUACGACAGUCCAAGUCAGCAUAUUUAUAGUCCACGUCAGCAGAGUUACAGUCCACGUGUAAGGAGCCCGGGAUCGGUUGGAAAAGGGAUUGAAAUCAAGCAAACACCGAGUCCUGGUCCAUCAAAUCUUGGAGAAAGCAGUAGGGGAUCUUCUUUGUGAAAACGUUUGAAUGCUUGAGAGGUUUCUUAUUUGUGUGAAUUAAUUGUUAUUGUGAUAUAAGAUGUAGAAUGUUGCGAGUGUUUCUUUUUAAUUUAAUGUAUGUGUGUGGUCUUUGGGCAGAAAACAAGUCAUCAGUUUUAUAAUGGAA